Messenger RNA from Pichia kudriavzevii, 1560 nucleotides. RefSeq lists its product as uncharacterized. Lineage: Eukaryota; Fungi; Ascomycota; Pichiomycetes; Pichiales; Pichiaceae. The transcript has a single exon. Gene Ontology annotation, biological process: dipeptide transport; transmembrane transport; tripeptide transport. The record is from RefSeq and is a predicted model, not a curated record. Gene Ontology annotation, cellular component: plasma membrane. Bases 1 to 1560 code for a protein of 519 amino acids. Gene Ontology annotation, molecular function: dipeptide transmembrane transporter activity; allantoate transmembrane transporter activity.
AUGCGUUCUGAAGAUAAAAAAAGUGCAUCAGUUUCGGUGCACUCGGUGGACAACUUUACCCAACUAGAUACUGUUAUAUCACCUCAUGGUGAAAUUGUCCAUAUUGCUCAUGACGAUGAUCACCUCGAUGAGGCUUUGGCCUUUGCUAGGGAGCAUGGCCGUAUAGAUGUGUCUCCAGAAGAAGACGCUAAAGUUAGGAGAAAGCUAGAUAUGAUUGUUAUGCCGCUUUUUUGUUUUCUCUACAUGAACCAAUUCAUGGAUAAAACAGGUAUCACAUUUGCAGCGAUCAUGGGUAUUCGACAAGACUACGACAUGGUUGGCCAAAUGUAUUCCUGGACAAAUUCCGGAUUUUAUCUUGGUUACGUUUUCGGUUCUCCAUUUGCCGCAAUUCUGUUGCAGAAAGUCAGACCUAUCAAGUUUGUUGGUGCCACUAUUAUUAUCUGGGGGAUGAUUCAGUGCCUGCAUUGUGUCCCUAAAACGUAUGCUGCUUUUAUGUUUUUGCGUACCUUUCUUGGAUUUCUUGAAGCUUUCGUUGCACCCAUAUUUAUCAUUAUUUUAAACCAAUAUUACAGGUACGAUGAGCAUUUUGGAAGAACUGGUGUCUUCUACGGUUUCAAUGGUGUUGGUACCAUCUUUUUAUCUGCUGUUUCCUAUGGUUUAUACACAAGGGGUGAAGUGUAUUCAUUAAAAUCUUACAAGAUCUUAUUUCUUCUUAUUGGAUUAAUGACUAUCCUAAAUGGGUUCCUAAUCUUAUGCAUAAUGCCCGACUCUCCUGUUGAUGCGAAAUGGUUAUCGGAGAGAGAAAAAGAAGUUAUUAUUGAAAGAAUUAGACAUAAUAAUCAAGGUUAUGGUAAUAAAAAGUUCAAAUGGGGACAAGCUAAGGAGGUUUUGAUUGACCCAAGGUCAUAUAUCUAUUUUCUUCUUUCGUUAUCGGUUGCAAUCCCAAACGGUGGUAUCGCUGGGUUUUCGACGAUCAUCAUCAAAAGUUUUGGAUUCUCCUCUGCAAAAUCUUUACUUUUAAAAAUGCCUACAGGCGCAUUUGAGUUGGGCGCAUUGGCGACGUUACCAAUUUUUGCCCGGUUCAUCAAAUCAAGAAUGAUCAUCGCCAUAUCGUAUUCUGCCUUUGUUCUUAUCUGGAUUUGCGUCCUAGCGUUCUCCUCUAACCGAAAUGCGGAACUCGUCGGUGUUUGGAUUUUUGGUAUUUCUCCUUGUGGUAUCAUUCUAAUCACCUCCUGUGUUACGUCAAACACGGCCGGCUUUACUAAGAAAAUGAUCACUACAGCAAUCAUGCUUAUGGGAUACUCGGCGGGAAAUGUCAUUGGUCCACAAACGUUCCGUUCAAAUGACGCACCCGCAUACAAUAAGGCUAAGGCCGGUGCUGUUGGUUGCUAUUGUGCAACGAUUCUCUUGAUGUCUAUUUUGACAAUUUACAAUAUGUGGGAGAAUAGAAGAAGAGACAAAAUGAGGGAAGAAUUAGGUGAUAAGUAUGUCGUUCCUGAGAAUGUUGAGUUUGCUGAUUUAACCGAUUUCCAGAAUCCUGAAUUUAGGUACAGAGUCUGA